AUGUCAUUUAUGCGUGUGGCCACGCCCACGCACCCUUCAGCGCUCUGUUUUGACAUCUUCGCCUCAGCUUCAGCAGCAGCAUCCCGAGCAUCCCUUCAUGCGCUCUCUGGGCACUGAGGAGGUGGAGGUGGAGGCGGGUGUCUCUCGCUCUUUCUGUCUCUCUCUCUCGCUCUCUAUCGUUUCAGCCAUUUUACUAUUAACCCGUGUAGCCGGUAAGCGGGACUGUCACCCAAAUAUCAGAUCGCACCAUUUCUCGCUGUUUUGAAGGGAAGCAUCACCACCGGGAUGUCGAGUCUGCUGGAGAACCCUCUGCAGGCGGUGCUCUACCUGAAGGAGCUCACCGCCAUCGUGCAGAACCAGCAGAGUCUCAUCCAGACCCAACGAUACCGGAUCGACAUUCUCGAGCGCCGGCUGGAAAAUCUAGCGGUUGAGAAUCGGCAGCUGCAGGAAUCGAGCAGUCAUCAACACCGGCACCCUCCACGCAAUCAUCCGCCUUCGCCACCCAGGACCAGCCCGACCAGCAGAGACGGGACGCCCUCCAUUCCAUCCCAGAGCCAGCAGCACCAUUCCCCGCAGGAUAUGCAGCUUGUGCCCGCUGGACCCAGCAAUGCCAGUCCGGACUCUCUCGAUGAAGAUGGUGCUCAGGACCCCUGCUGUCGGUCACUGGUCCCACAGACACCUGCCACCCUGUGUCGAGCAGUGGGACUCUCACGUUCAUCCGAGAGUCAGACGGUCCUGCAUCAGUUCUGCUGUCCAGCACCAGAAGCCCCUGAAGGAGACUCCGUAACGUGCUCCAGCUCGACUCCUGCCAUAGAGGAAAAGAAAGAGGAGAAAAAAGACAUUCAGCCUGACGUGCCUCCCUGCUCACAUCAUCCAGAAUAUGAGCUCUCUCCUGAUCUCAAUCAAAACCAGAUAGAGGAGUUGGAACAAAAAUAUGGUGGUCCUCUAAUUUCUCGGCGAGCGGCCUGCAAGAUCCAGACCGCGUUUCGUCAGUACCAGCUCAGUAAGAACUUCCAGAAGAUUCGUGACUCCGUUCUGGAGAGUGGGAUUCCACGGCGUAUGUCAGUGCGCAGGGUUCGGGUACAGAGGGGCAGUUUCUCUGCUGAACGGGCACUGAUGGAUGGCUGUUCUCUCAUGGGCAUCCCACUCACACACUCCGCAUCAUUGCCGGUGGGCACUGCAGCUACGCUCACACACCUGGAGGACACAUUCACUGAACAGGUGGAGUCAUUAGCAAGAUCCAUUGACGAGGCUUUGAGCAGCUGGAGUGCUGUGCGGGAUGGGGAAGGAGAGAAGUCUUCUGCAGCUCCGCCCUCUGGAUCUCAUCCUGAGGGUCUACUGACGGACCCCUGCACACUACCGGAGGCCACACAGAGCAGCUGUGGAGAGAACAUUCCCCGCAGCGCCAGCAAACUCAUGAUGGCUUUCAGAGAUGUGACUGUUCAAAUUGACAACCGUAACUUUCGCCUCUCCUCAUCUAUGCUGGAGUCAGUUUCCCUUGGUAACGGCAUAUCCAAGGAGACCAGCUCAGAAGCCCAAAAGGGGGAGUGGACCACAAGCCAGUCUGAAUCCUCGGUCACAGUUGAGCCUGAGUUUCCACCUCCGCCACCCAGUGAGGAAGAGAAGGAGAAUCAACAGCCAACUGGACCGGACGGACUGACCACAGGGGCGGGGCAAGAGGGGAAACAAACCAAUCAGAUUGUAUCUGAAAUGGCUGAAAACAGUUCUGAGCCCGUCAGUAGUAGCAGCACCUCUACAUCAGCGUGUGAGACGAUGAUCCUAUCUUUGCCCCGCCCACACUGCCAGGACACACCCUGCGGCACCCUCUCGACAGAUAUUGCACGCAAGCGUCUCUAUCGCAUUGGACUAAACCUCUUCAAUGUCAAUCCAGACAAAGGCAAUCAGUUCCUGAUAUCCAGGGGCUUCAUUCCAGACACGGCCAUUGGUGUGGCUCACUUCCUUUUGCAGAGGAAGGGCUUGAGCCGACAGAUGAUUGGAGAGUUUCUGGGGAACAGCAAGAGACAAUUCAACAGAGAUGUCUUAGACUGUGUGGUGGAUGAGAUGGAUUUUUCUAUGCUGGAGCUGGAUGAAGCAUUAAGAAAGUUUCAGGCUCAUGUGAGGGUGCAAGGAGAGGCUCAGAAAGUCGAGAGACUCAUUGAAGCAUUCAGUCAGAGGUAUUGUAUGUGUAACCCUGAUGUGGUGCAACAGUUCCACAACCCCGACACCAUCUUCAUCCUGGCCUUCGCUAUUGUACUGCUCAACACAGACAUGUACAGUCCCAACAUCAAACAAGAGCGCAAGAUGCUGCUGGAAGAUUUCAUUCGCAACCUACGAGGAGUGGACGAUGGAGCGGAUAUUCCGCGGGAGAUGCUAGCUGGGAUUUACGAACGGAUCCAGCAGAGGGAGCUGCGAUCCAAUGAAGAUCACGUGACCUACGUUACCAGAGUGGAGCAAAGCAUUCUUGGAAUGAAGACGAUACUGUCGGUUCCUCAUCGCAGGCUGGUAUGCUGCAGUCGACUCUAUGAGGUCACUGAUGUAAAUAAACCACAGAAACAAGCGUCACAUCAAAGGGAGGUGUUCCUCUUUAAUGACCUGAUAGUGAUCCUAAAGCUGUGUCCGAAGAAGAAAACCGCCGCCACAUAUACGUUCUGCAAAGCCAUGGGGUUACUGGGAAUGCAGUUCCAUCUGUUUGAGAAUGAGUAUUACCCUCAUGGAAUCACAAUAUUGUCUCCGUUCUCGUCGGAGAAGAAGCAGGUGGUGAGCUUCUGUUCUCCGAGCGCUGAGGAGCUGCUCAAGUUUGUGGAGGACCUGAGAGAGAGCAUCAUAGAGGUGGCAGAGAUGGAACAAAUUCGGAUUGAGUGGGAACUGGAAAGACAACAGAUCGUUAGAAAUGAAAUGAACAAGAACGGCACACAGCUAGACAUCCACCCUGGACCCAGUUCUGCUGCAGGGGAUGAUUUUUACCAAAAAACAGGAAGCAACACGGUAGAGGUGUCAAUUCACAACAGGCUUCAAACGUACCAACUCAGCUCUGCUCGUGCCCCACCCAGCGCUCAGCAACACCUGGCCGCCCUGCCUAGCCCUGCUCCUGGCUCCCUCACCAUCUCACCUGAAACCCUCAUCCAAUGCCAGCAGAUCGUAAAGGUGAUCGUCGUCGACGCCGCCGGCCGUGGCCACGUGGAGGCGUUCCUCAGCCACAACCCCGCCCAUCGCCUCAUCCAAUCAGCCGUGUCAACGCCCACCAGGUCUCGGGAGGACGGCAAGCAGCAGCCGCCCCUCCCUCCUCCCCCGCCUCCUUAUUAUCACCCGCAUCAGUUUUGCCCUCCGACCCCUCCACCACCACGCCACCUGCUGAGUCAACGCAGGUACUCCAGUGGGACACGCAGCCUAGUCUGAGAACAUAUACGUACAUAUAUUGAUGUGUUUACACUUGUUAAAGGAGCAGCACACCCAAAAUGAACAUCCUGUUUGCAUUUACUCACCCUUGUGUCAUUCAAAUCUGUAUGCUGCUGGGGGGUUUUCUGUGGAUUACGUUUAUGGUGUUUUUUAUCUUUUUUUUUGCCCCUUUUGGAGCUUAACAAACUCUAUGAACUGCCAUUGCAUGAAAAUUAUUCACAAAUUCUCCUUUUGAGUUUCACUGUAAAACAAAAUACUGAAAAUGUUUUGAAAUGACAUGAGGGUGAGUAAAUGACAGUAUUUAAAUUUGGUAACACUUUAUUUUGAUGGUCCCAAGUAGAUAUUUAACUGAAUAAAAGUGACUAUUUAACUGACUAUAAGUGACUUAUCAACUGGCUUGCUAUAGCUAGUAAACAGCGUUUCAACAUACACUAAAUACACUAUCAAAAGCCUGUAUUACAGCAGCAAAAUAUCAGCUUAUCAACUGACUUGCUAUAGCUGGUAAACAGUGUUUCAACAAACACUCAGUAGACAAUCAAUAGCCUGUAUAACAGCAGCAAAAUAACAGCUUAUCAACUGACUUGCUAUAGCUGGUAAACAGUGUUUCAACAAACACUCAGUAGACUAUCAAUAGCCUGUAUAACAGCAGCAAAAUAUCAGCUUAUCAACUGACUUGCUAUAGCUGGUAAACAGUGUUUCAACAAACACUCAGUAGACUAUCAAUAGCCUGUAUAAUAGCAGCAAAAUAACAGCUUAUCAACUGGUUUGCUAUAGCUGGUAAACAGUGUUUCAACAACCACUCAGUAGACUAUCAAUAGCCUGUAUAACAGCAGCAAAAUAUCAGCUUAUCAACUGACUUGCUAUAGCUGGUAAACAGCGUUUAAAAAAACAUGCAGUAGACUAUAAAAAGCCUGUAUAACAGCAGCAAAAUAACAGCUUAUCAACUGACUUGCUAUAGCUAGUAAACAGUGUUUCAACACCCGUUCAGUAGACUAUCAAUAGUCUGUAUAACAGCAGGAAAAUAUCAGCUUAUCAACUGACUUGCUAUAGCUGGUAAACAGCGUUUAAAAAAACACACAGUAGACUAUAAAAAGCCUGUAUAACAGCAGCAAAAUAACAGCUUAUCAACUGACUUGCUAUGCUGUUAAACAGUGUUUCAACAGCCAUUCAGUAGACUAUCAAUAGUCUGUAUAACAGCAGCAAAAUAACAGCUUAUCAACUGACUUGCUAUAGCUGGUAAACAGUGUUUCAACAAACAUUCAGUAGACCAUCAAUAGUCUGUAUAACAGCAGCAAAAUAUCAGCUUAUCAACUGACUUGCUAUAGCUAGUAAACAGUGUUUCAACAAACACUCAGUAGACUAUCAAUAGCCUGUAUAACAGCAGCAAAAUAUCAGCUUAUGAACUGGUUUGCUAUAGCUGGUAAACAGUGUUUCAACAAACACUCAGUAGACUAUCAAUAGCCUGUAUAACAGCAGCAAAAUAUCAGCUUAUCAACUGACUAGCUAUUGCUGGUAAACAGUGCUAUAUAGAUUUAUAAUAGCAUGUAUAACAGCAAAAUAAGAGCUUAUCAACUGACAUGCUAUAGCUAGUAAACAGGGUUUCAACAAACAUUCAGUAGAUUUUCAGUAGCCUGUUUAUACAGUAUAUCUUUAAUAAUAACCUAUAAUGAACUGAUGUUCUCAACAAUAAUGAAAGUAGGUCAUUAAUAGAGAACUAUUUACAGGCUACUGAAAGUCUCCUGAAUGUUGGUUGAAACACUGUUUACUAGCUAUAGCAGUUGAUAUGUCACUUAUAGUAAGUUAAACAUCUACUUUGGACCAUCAAAAUAAAGUUACCUUAAAUUUUCAGGUGAACUACUGUACUGUUUGAACUAGACUAUAUUGUACACAAUUUAAAAUGAACAAAUCAGCACAAACAGUUCAUAAAAAGGCACAUAUAUCAAAAGAAGCCACACUUAUAACUGUUGGGUCCUCAUGGCCUUAAAGUGAGUCUUUAAAGUGAGUAGUGUUUGUGUGAACAAACUCUUUGCGUGUUCAUCAUAUCCUCCUAAUAAAAAGUGUUUAUAUAUUUCGAUUUUCCUCCUCUAACACCCAUUGUGUGUUGCCCCUGAUCUGAAUGAAAAUAGAUGAUGAAUUCAGAUUUAUUAUCAUUUUGAAAAGGGUCGAUAGAAGAGUGUAGAGGGCGUGCUUAUGGCAAAUUUCUGUUCCUAGACAUCACUUUAAAAUAACGUUGGCAAUUAUGUAUUAUGUACUAUCAUAUUUCGUAUGGAAAUUGAAAACCACCACUCUCUUUCAAAGUUUUCCGUUCACAUUUUCUUCCCCAGUUUUGUGGGCAAAAUUAAGCAAAAUUUAAACAACUUGGUUGGAUGAGAGCAGGGCCUCAAGUACCCCAUGAUUUAAACCAUGAUCAAUGGAAACAUGCAAAUGCUUCACGCUUCAACCCCACCUCCAAAUCUACGCCCUUGGAUGAGACAAACCCGGACAGUGAUUCAAUUGCUGGAAUAAGUCACUUUAGUUGUUCUCUAUUUGGCAUUUCUACAGAUCAUGUGAGCUCCACGGUCUGUACUACCAUUGGUAGUUUCUAUAUCGCAUCACUGCUCAUUUGCAUAAAUUGAAUCCUGCUCAAUUUUGUUGCAUCACCAGCGGUCACAUUCAAUAUCCUAAAAUCGCUAACUCUCAUUGAAACGUAAUGACUUCCAGUCACCAAAAGGUUUUUCAUGAGAGUUAGGUCAGACCUCUUACUUGGGCACUCAAGGAUUUGUAACUCAUUUUGAUCUGGGUUGAGCCGUACAUCUUGUACUUAAUAAGGCUAUUGACUGCCCUGUCUGAUCAUUAAUCCCUUUAAAAUGCUUGUAGACCCCGAUCCUGACUUGUUUCUCGCCACAAUCGAAUUUCGAUGUCUUCAUGAAAGCACUUUUCUGCCUAUUGUGAGUUUCUAAUCUGCUUUGAUAUCCACAUCCAAGUGCUUUAUCGAUCUGUUAAGCAUUCUAUAAUGACUGAUUUAAUGAAAGUUAUCGUGUUCCCAUUAUUUAUUUUCACUUAGAUAAUGUGGGUUGUUUUGAGUGUAAAUAUAUGGAGCAUAUUUUAGAGUCAUAGAAAAACUUGACAUUAUGAAAGAGGGUGGUGACAUUUUGUGUCUGUAAUAAAGGCAGGGGGGAGUUUUAACCCCCUAAUCAUUGCAAAUCCACCUUUUUUUUAAUUGUGUCGGUUUGUAUAGAGUGACUCUGUAGUGUGUAACUGUGAUCAAACCUGGUGCUCAGGUAGCUUCAUGUGAUAACCAGGUGCACAUUCAAACUCUGAGAAAAUAUCAAAUGUUAUAUACUACAAGGCUAUGACUGAGAAAUUGUAUAUUUUUAAACCGUAUCACUUAAAAUGUUUGUUUAUCGAAACUGUUAUGUUGAAUAAUCUUUGAAAAUGCCUUUGUGUUUUAAAAUGAUCUGGUGAAUUAUGUUUGUGUUUGCCACUUACAACAAUGUUUUCUGUAUUGCAUGUUAUAAUAGUUUCAUAUGUUUCAUAUGUGCAGAUAUCUAUAAAGAGCUUUUAUUGGGAGUAUAUUUAAGAUGCACAAACUCUAAUAUUUAUGUUUUUAUUUUCUUCGUUGGGGUUUACAAUCACAAAACUAGUUUUUCAUUAUAUUAUCUGCAUAUUUGUUUUUCCAAGGCAUUAUUGGAAAUGAUGUCAUUCUGUGCUUAGACACAGACAAAUUACAGAAAAGUAGCAAAAAAUAAAAAAAUAAAAGAAAUGCAUUUAUAAAUCUUUAUACAUUUAUUCAUACAAAGUAGUAGAAUGAAAAGCUUUAUUGUAUAGUUUGCACAGCUGUGAUUUUAGAUGCAUUAAGAUCAAAUACAGACUUUUCUUCAUGGACACCUGCUCAGAUAUGUUUCUGGCACCGUUGAAUUCAUGCAACCUCUUCUACCGCACUAGUAGGAGUCCGAAGUUAUUAUUUUGCAAUGUUAGAUUAGUAGUUAGCAACACGUAUGCUUCUGAGAAUGCAACAUAUUUAUUUGAACCCAGAGAGGGGUCAUUUUCCGACCCGCACUUAUUUUUGUAAAUAUGUUCCAGAAAUUCCAUCCUGAAAACUCAUAACACCCAUUCGGCUCCAAAUGAAACAUUUCGGCUCAAAUGCAAAAUCUUUGUCAAUUAAAAAAAAAGACAACGGAGAGAGAACAAAAAUGGUGUGUCAGAAGAAGAUGACCUCACACCCCGUCUAUUAGAUUUGUAUGAUUUAUAUUUGUAUUGAGCACUGUUGUGAAGUUUUAUAUAGUGUAAAGUCACUUGAUACACUCAUAUUCUGUAUAUGCAAUGUCACGCAACCAUAGCUCAACGAUUAUUAAACAUGCA
This is a messenger RNA of Xyrauchen texanus (razorback sucker), 7737 nucleotides long. Its product is annotated as IQ motif and SEC7 domain-containing protein 3-like. The record is from RefSeq and is a predicted model, not a curated record. Gene Ontology annotation, biological process: regulation of ARF protein signal transduction; actin cytoskeleton organization. Gene Ontology annotation, molecular function: protein binding; guanyl-nucleotide exchange factor activity. Lineage: Eukaryota; Metazoa; Chordata; Actinopteri; Cypriniformes; Catostomidae.